GCGUGCACCCGAGCGCCACGACAUGCGUGCAACACCCGUGCAAAGUCUACGACUCUGUGCACAUUUUCUUUAAGAUAGGCGAACCCCUUGUAGACUAUAUUUUUACAGCCGACUACCCUUUCGCCUGCGCGGGCAACGUUGCGGCACUACAAAUGGGCGACGCAGCCGAACAAGCAUACUUUGACAGCCUGGAUGAUGAGGUCUUAUGCAGCGUUCUGGCAGGGUGCGGCGCGAAAGGUGUCUGCGUGGCGAGUGCAGUGUGCAAGCGGUUUCGCGACAUUGGCCAGACCCUCGCGGCGCAUCGCCAGUUUUCUUCGGCAGCUUCUGUGAAGGCAGACCUUGCGGAUGCCGUUGCGGAGGCGUGCGACCGCGCUCUCGCUGGCAUGCUGGGCGCUGUUGACUUCGCGCUGUUGUUCGUGGCCAACUAUGAGGGCGUGAAAGGCGGGCUGGCCGCGCCGGUGUUGGAGGCGCUGGCAGCCAAACUGCCGCCCGGCACCCAGGUGGUGGGCUGCGCCACCUCGGGCCUCAUGGGCGUGGGCCCCGGCGGACCCUUCGAGCUGGACCCCAGCGACGGCGGCGGCGGCGGCCGGCGGCGCGGCGCCCGCCCCGGCGCCGUCAGUGUGCUGCUGGGCCGCAUGCCGGGCUGCCGGCUGAGGGCCUUCUGCAACCUGGAGCCGGUUCCCCCUGGUCCCGGCGCCGCGGGCCGCCGCAGCAGCAGCGACUCCCGCGCCGGCGGCCCGCCCUCCGCCGUGGCCGCCGCCAACGCCGCCGUGCGUCAGUGGCUGACCAGCCCCGACCCCCGGGCAGCGGGACUGAAGGCAGCCGCAGCCGCCGGCACCACAGGUGCUACAGCCCUGCAGGCCAGCAGCGCCGCCGCCGCAGCCGCCGCCGCAGCCGCCGCCGCAGCGGCAACCACCAGCAGCGUCAAGUCUCGAAAGGCGGCGGCUGCAGCGGCGGCAGCCGCGCCCGCGGGGCCGGAAUCCGACACCGGCACGGCCGCAGCUGCACCUGCUACUGCCGCCCCGCAUGCUGCAGCCGCUACUGCCGCGUCUCUGGGCCUGCAGUCGGUGUGGCUGCUGAUGGCUGGCUCCAACGCCGCCUACCACCUGCUGGACGGACUGCUGGAGUGGAUGCAGCGGGACGACGGCGCGCGGCCCGUCAUCGCGGGCGGCGUGUCAUCGGGCCGCGGCGACCUGUUCUUCCACCCAGGGCUGCCGCCGCGGCCGCCCAAGCAGCGGGCCGCAGGCAGCGCCGAAGGCAGUGCAGGCGGGGACGGGGGCUCCGGCGGCACCGGCAAGCCGGUGGCAGGCAGUGGCGAGGCAGAGGCGGCGGCGCCGGGCAUCCGGACGCGCAGCCGCAGCCGCGGCCGUGCGGCAGGAACGGCGGCAGCGGUGAAUGCUGAGGGCGGGAGUCCGGAGAUCACGGCGGCGGCGCCUGUGUCUGUGGGGUUCUGCUCUUGGGACCCGGCUACAGCCAAGGGCCUGUGCUACGUCGGACUGGCGGUCUGCGCGGGCGGCGACGAGAAGGCGGGCGAGGAGCCGGCGGCAGUAGCAGCGGUACCGGCAGUAGCAGCGGUACCGGCAGUAGCAGCGGUACCGGCAGCAGCUGCAGCGGUAGCGGAGCAAGGGCGCGGGGAGGGUGCGGCGGCGGUGGCGGCGGCGGUGCGCGCGUGUGCUUACUCCAUGCGCGGCUGCGCGGGGCUGCCGGGCCAGCCCGUGUUUGAGCGGGUGGGUGUGAGCCGGGAGGAGCUGGUGGUGCGGCGGACGCGGGCGGCAGCGGCGGCGGCAGCGGCGGCAGCCGAGGGGGCAGCGGCGGCGGCCGCAGGGCAAGGGGCUGGGGCGGCCGCAGGGGAAGGGGAAGCGGCUGGGGCGCCGGAAGAGGGAGCAGGGCCAGGGGCUGGAGGGGAGCAGGAAGCGGCGGGCAGCAGUAGUGAGGACGAAGAGGAGGUGGAAGAGGAGGUGGAAGAGGAGGAGGAGGAGGAGGAGGAGGAGGAGGAGGAAGAGGAGGAGGAGGACAGUGAUGACGACAGCGAUGCUGGUGACGACGGCGGCGAGCUGGUCAUUGUGUCGGGCGGCGUGGCGGCCGGAGCGCGCGGCAGCCUGCACGAGCUGCUGCGGCGGGUGGUGGCGGAGACGCACUCGGUGCCGUACCUGGCGCUGUGGCGGGCAGGGCGGGGAGACAAGUCCGUCAGCCAGGGGCUGGACGUGCAGGCCUUCACGGGCGGGCGGCUGGUGCUGGGCCAGGUGGAGCCGCAGCUGCUGGCGCUGUACGGCGUGGUGGGCUUCAGGACAGACGACCGGGCGGCGCUGGACGCCAUCUGCGGAGGCGGAGGCGGAGGCGGCGGAGGCGCCAGUGCGGGUGCAGGCGGUGGCAGUGGCAGUGGCAGUGGCAAUAGUGAGGUGGUGUGCUGCCAGCUGGCGGACAUCACACCCGAGGGCUGCCGGCUGCACCUGCGCGCCGAGCUGCCUGUGCUGCGCUCCGUGUGCUCCGCCUACCCGCUGCUGCCGGGAGGCAGGCCAGACCCCAGGUCCUGGGCAGGGUACGACGUGGCCCGGCGCGCGGCGCUGGCUGCGGGCGGCCGGUCGGGCCCCGUGGCGCUGUGUGUGUUCAGCUGCACGGGCCGCGGCCGGGCCAUAUUCGGAGAGGCCAACGCGGAGAACGAGGCGCGCAUUGCAGACGAGGUGCUGCAGCGCGGCGUGCCCUUCCUGGGCGGCUACAUGAACGGCGAGCUGGGCCCCUACGUGCGGCACGGCUACGCCGGCUGGUUCUUCAACCCGCUGUGCGUGCAGCCGCCGGGGAGCGGCGCCAGCGGUGCCAGCGCCGGCUCUCACGGCGCCGCUGUGGGGGGUGGAGCGGCAGGGGCCAGGGGCAGCCACAGUGGUGCUGGUGUUGGAGGGGGUGGGGGUAGUGGUGGGGGUGUUGGCACUGGAGGGGGCACGGGUGGGGGUGGGGGUGGGGCUCGUGGCGGGCCGGCUCGCUGCACAGUAGUUGCGGGGGGGCGGGUGCUGCCGCUGGACCGCACCCAGAUGCAGGGGUACACGUCCGUGUACGCAGCGCUGGGGUAGCGGCCGGAGGCGGGGGCGGGGAGGGGGGGCUGUAAAUACCAGCCCAAACUAAACCGAACCCAAUGCAAGAGGGGGGUUGCAGGGGGGGUUAGCAGCCUAUUGGCGCGCUGGGCCGUGUAUGGCUGGGUGGGGGAGGCUAGUGGGAGGCAGGCAGGCGGUGGCUUGUAAGUGGCGGGCGCAAGCCGGGGGUGGGGAGUGUGUUGAAUUGCGUUGUUUGUACUGCGGCGGAGCGACACACGAUUGCAGUGCUCGUAUCUUUGUGGAUUGGCCGUUGCAGGCCGUUGUGUUGUCGGCUGCGCCUUGCAGGACUAACAAAGACUUUGUCUGUGACCUUGCCGUAUGGAAGGCGAAAUACUUUGACGCGGUGGAGUACAUGGUCUUGCCUUUACGCGAAAGGUUGGUCGGCGGGACGCGUACCGUAAUGUAACCCGUUACAGCG
Messenger RNA from Chlamydomonas reinhardtii, 3504 nucleotides. RefSeq lists its product as uncharacterized. The transcript has 9 exons. Lineage: Eukaryota; Viridiplantae; Chlorophyta; Chlorophyceae; Chlamydomonadales; Chlamydomonadaceae. Gene Ontology annotation, molecular function: protein binding. Gene Ontology annotation, biological process: positive regulation of proteasomal ubiquitin-dependent protein catabolic process; protein polyubiquitination. The record is from RefSeq and is a predicted model, not a curated record. The coding region runs from base 153 to 3065 and encodes 970 amino acids.